AUAGCGUGGUCGUCGUUGUCAACUGAUUCGGUGCCAAGUUUUGUGUGGAGAAAUGAAGUUUUAAGAAAAGGAUAUUUCUUAAAACAGGAAGUAAGAAGAACAAAGAACAGCGGGCAGAGGACACGUUGGGUUAAACCUGAUUUGAGAGCUUUUUCCAAAAAACAUUUUUUUUGUUCACUGCAUUAAAAACUCCACGAUGUCCACCAACACAGAGAAGAGCAAGAGCUGCCCCAUCCCAACUCGUGUUCUGCAGCUCAAGGACUGGUCCCAACUUCCAGACUGCUACAGCCAGACACCUGGGGGUACCCUGUUCUCCACCACACCCGGGGGCACUCGAAUCAUUUAUGACAGAAAGUUCCUGCUGGACUGUAGGAAUUCUCCGAUUGCGCGCACCCCACCCUGCUGCCUGCCCCAGAUUCCAGGAGUGACCGUUCCUUCCAAUCAUCCUCUGGGCAAACUGCAGGAGCUGAAAGAAGAGCUGGAGGAGGACAAAGACCUGGCAGCUGAAGACAGCCAGUUUGAAAUGGACAUUUGAAUCUCUGAUCUGCCUCCUGUGGAGUUCUGCAUUUUGUCUGGACGCUGCUAAGUUUCCCCGUAACCAACUCUCACUGUGUUCUGUAGCUUCCUUUACAGGGAAAAACAGCAGGAGCGGGUGUUUUAUUUACAGCAGUGAUCCGUUUUUAAAGAAAAAGAGACUGUGGAUGUGUGCGCACAUCCUCUCACUGUUUCCUAUUGUACAUAUGACACUUUGUAUUUUUUUAAUGGGAAAUGUGUUAUUAAUUUCUUGGGAAGGGGAGCGGGUGAUGGCAAAUAUAAUGAAGAAUUCAUUCACAUCUGCCUUUUGACUAAAGUCUUUUGACUAAUGUAAUGCAGAAAAUGUGCCAAAUUAAUAUUUACAGCAGUUUGCCAAACUGAAUCCAUCCUUUAGACAGUGUACCAGUAUACACCCUUUUAUAAACAACAGUGUUUCACUGUUUUUACUGGAAUGCCAUUUGUCUACAUUUCUGUUUUUGUUACAUUAAAUAAAUUGACACAUAUGGGAUUUUAUUAAAAUAUGUGGAAAAAAGUGGAA
Astyanax mexicanus (Mexican tetra) is the source of this 1072-nucleotide messenger RNA. It is a transcript of the gene eif4ebp3l, whose product is annotated as eukaryotic translation initiation factor 4E binding protein 3, like. Lineage: Eukaryota; Metazoa; Chordata; Actinopteri; Characiformes; Acestrorhamphidae. The record is from RefSeq and is a predicted model, not a curated record. Gene Ontology annotation, molecular function: eukaryotic initiation factor 4E binding. Bases 197 to 535 code for a protein of 112 amino acids. Gene Ontology annotation, cellular component: cytoplasm. Gene Ontology annotation, biological process: negative regulation of translational initiation. The transcript has 3 exons.